Arabis nemorensis is the source of this 1875-nucleotide messenger RNA. Lineage: Eukaryota; Viridiplantae; Streptophyta; Magnoliopsida; Brassicales; Brassicaceae. The record is from the annotation of a GenBank genome assembly.
AUGGGCUUGAGGGACACAAAGGACGGUUCUUCUUUGCCACGACCAUCGGGUAAUUUCUCCAAAUCGCCACCUUCACCGUCGCGGCCGGAGAUGGAUAUCGUUGAUCCGUAUAAUCGGAAAAUCUCGCCGGAUUCUAUUUUGGAGGCUAAGAAGGUAGAGAAAAAGCCUGGAGGAUGGAGAGCCAUCACGUUCAUUUUAGGUAAUGAGACGCUUGAGAGACUAGGAACGAUUGGGUUGUUGUCAAACUUCAUGGUGUAUCUAACAAGAGUGUUCCACUUAGAACAAGUAGACGCUUCAAAUGUCAUAAACAUUUGGUCUGGUUUCACCAAUCUCACUCCUCUCUUCGGGGCGUUCAUCUCAGACACUUACGUCGGCCGCUUCAAGACCAUCGCUUUCGCCUCAUUCGCCACCCUAAUCGGACUAGUGACAUUGACACUCACAGCAUCACUUCCUCAACUUCACCCAGCAUCAUGCAACGUUCAGCAACAACUCAAUUGUGCCGGUCCGAACAAGCUCCAGUUCGGAAUUUUGCUAUUAGGUCUUUGUUUCCUCUCCAUAGGAAGUGGAGGAAUACGACCAUGUAGCAUCCCUUUUGGUGUUGAUCAGUUUGACCAACGAACCGAGCAAGGGCUUAAAGGAGUGGCCAGUUUCUUCAACUGGUAUUACAUGACUUUCACUAUCGUUCUACUCAUUACACAAACCGUGGUUGUGUAUAUCCAAGACCAAGUCAGCUGGAUCAUAGGUUUUAGUGUCCCUACCGGACUCAUGGCUUGUGCUGUGAUUAUGUUUUUCGCCGGAAUGAAGCUUUAUGUCUACGUUAAACCUGAAGGGAGUAUAUUCUCUGGGAUCGCUCAAGUUAUCGUGGCAGCUCGAAAGAAGCGAAAGAUGAAACUCCCGGCCGAAGAUGACGGCACUGUGAACUACUAUGACCCACCUGUCAAAGAUAGCGUGUUAUCCAAGUUACACCAUAGUAACCAAUUCAGGUUUCUAGACAAAGCGGCAGUGAUAAUAGAAGGUGACCUAACAUCUGAAGGAGUUCCGGCGAACAAAUGGCGGUUAUGUAGCAUCCAAGAAGUGGAAGAAGUGAAGUGUUUGAUCCGAAUUGUACCUGUUUGGUCAGCCGGAAUAAUAUCACUCGCGGCCAUGGCACAACAAGGAACGUUCACUAUCUCUCAAGCUUUGAAAAUGGACCGACAUUUAGGUCCGAAAUUCGAGAUUCCGGCUGGUUCUCUCUCCGUCAUCUCUCUACUCACAAUUGGUGUCUUUCUUCCCGUAUACGACCGCGUUAUGGUCCCGCUCCUCCGGCGAAUCACCGGCCAUAAAUCCGGAAUCACGCUCCUGCAACGUAUCGGGACAGGGAUCGUUUUCGCGAUCUUGUCCAUGAUCGUUGCAGGGCUGGUGGAGCGCGUGAGACGCACGCGCUCCAUAAACGCUGGUGAUCCGACUGGAAUGACUCCAAUGUCGGUGUUUUGGCUCUCACCUCAGCUUAUUCUGAUGGGACUAUGUGAAGCAUUCAAUAUUAUCGGACAGAUUGAGUUCUUCAACAGUCAGUUUCCGGAACACAUGAGAAGCAUCGCUAAUGCUCUCUUCUCUUUAUCCUUCGCCGGUUCGAACUACCUUAGCAGUUUGAUAGUGACCAUCGUUCAUAAAUUCACAGGUGGACGUGACCGUCCUGAUUGGCUCAACAAGAAUCUCAACGCGGGAAAAUUGGAUUACUUCUAUUAUCUGAUUGCGGUUAUGGGAGUGAUUAAUCUGGUUUAUUUUUGGUAUUGUGCUCGGGGUUACCGGUAUAAGGUCGGUUCACAGAUAGGAGGUUUUGAAGAGGACAAGAGUUUCUCUGAUGUUGAGAUGAGUUCGAAAAAACAGCUGAAAUGA